Messenger RNA from Dicrocoelium dendriticum, 3169 nucleotides. The record is from the annotation of a GenBank genome assembly. Lineage: Eukaryota; Metazoa; Platyhelminthes; Trematoda; Plagiorchiida; Dicrocoeliidae.
AAACUGGCUAAGGGACUAUUUUUGUUUGAAUCAGUGAUCAGGGAAGUACCUUUGGAGAAAUGCGUCGCCCUAGCGCUUCUCCGCCUGAAGAAUCACAGGUUGCUGGGAAAGUCAUAAUUGAAAAUCUUCCAAGAAGGCCAAUAGCCACAAGUGACGUGCACAAUUGGCUAAAGAAGUAUGGCAACAUUUCAGACAUUGUCAUUUACAAGGAGUGCAUUCUUGUGCAGUUUGACUCCGACCUCGAAGCUGCUGGAGCUGUCCAGUGUGAAGACGGCGCUUCGUUUUUCGGAUCAAUUGUCAAGAUAAAGCAUGUCGAGCCUAGUGUUCUGAACUCAAUUCGUCGAUCUGGGCCUCCGGUUGAUAGGCACCUCUCAGGCAGUAACAGACGCUAUCCCACGGCUUCAGGACGCGAACGAGAUCGUGAUCGUGAUCGAGAGCGGGAACGGGAACGAGAUCGUGAUCGGGACUCUGACCGAGAUCGUGCCCGGGAUCGGGAUCGAGGUCGCACACGAGAUAGAGAUGCUUCUCCCCGCAAUCGGUACCAUGAAAGCGGCAGCUCACACGACCGGCGUCGGCGACGAGAAGACGUUUCUCCUAGAAAACGAUCACGAAGUCCAGCCAAUCCAAGGAGCGACCGACGACAUGUUCACCCGUUAAACUGGCUGUCCGAAGUCGCUGGUGCACAACCCAAUAUUGCAGUCAAUGGCUCGGAGCCGGAUCCAUCAAGAGGAGCCGGAACUUCUCUUUCUUCUCGAGUUCCUCCCCCAUAUACAGUGGCAAUUGUCGCAGUGCAACAUGACCUCGUGCCGUACGCCGAAACAAUCGAGAAACGUGUUUCCACUGAGGUCCGGUUUCAGGAUACUCGGGACUCCAUUCCACGCACUCACAUUGUGGUGCUGCUUUCAGCUGAUCAUCUCACCCCUUGUCUUGCUGAUUUAACCAGAGACCGGGUGCCCUUCGCUAUUAUCUGCACCACAACAAAUUGGACUCACGGUUCUUGCACCCUUCGGAUUCUGUACGCUCCUACACAACAAGAGCAUAGAAACAUGCCUCUGGACGAUGCCAUGGUGCUUCUGAAGAAAGAAUACGAUACUUAUAUGGCUAAAGAAUUCCCCGCCACUGUUGUGGUGCCAGCUGCUGCACCGAGUCCCGUAAUAACAACCGACGAUCACACCUUUUUGGCCCCAAAUCGUAACCUGGUCACUCUGCUGCGUAUGCUUGCGGAUUCGCGAAUUUUAAGCAUAGGAGAGUUGGACGAAAUAGCGGCCUUUGUACAGGAGCGUAAACGCCGUUUAGAGGGCCGACGGAUUGAAGCAUCCUCCAGUGAGUUCCCGAUGCGGAAGCAGCAUAGAAUCCAUCUGUUUGGUUUUCGCAUGAAUUGAUGCAGAUGCCAAUUUUGCCAAUUAGGGACUUCACCCACCAAGCCGUGGGUGCCAUUGGCAAAUUCACCUUUAUCAAUCUGCACGUCAGGUGUAAGUGAAAAACCUACUAGCUGUUGCGCCCCACCCAUGUGGUAGCGAGAAAUGCAUCAAACGGCAAAGGCAAAAAGAAAAUAACGACAUGCAUCGACAAAGAAAGUGUUUUGAAAUGAAGCUAAGCGGGAAGAGAAACUCACAAUCCACUAAGAUGGGUUCUUCGUAUUAUCAAUAAGUGUAUCCAGUCAAACGUGUUCAUUAGCUUUCCGAAACUGCGGAAUCGGGAAGCUACAAUUGAAGUCAAGUUUGAAGUGAUGGCCUUCAUUCCUCUUGUGCGUCCAAAGUUCACGGACUACUUUGAUAUGGAAGCACAAGCACGGGUUCCCUUGUGUUCGUCGAUCCUCUCUGCUAUUGCCAAGUCUGUCAAUUUCUUUUUGUCUGCUCAGUUUUCCUGAUCACCGUUCAUUCCUGAUAACUACAUCAUAUGGACGAUUUUUUCUCCGGCACAUUGCAGGUUUAUCCCUUCCAUUGGACCACUUCUCCUUGUUCUGUGAUGCUUGUAGUGCUGGGAUGUAUAAAAUUUAAGUCAGGUCAAAACAGGCUUUAUGCACUAGCACUACGGAUGUAAUGAGAUUUGACCUUAGUCUAAGGUUACAAGUAAAAUGCCGAGGUAAUACAUGUAUCAGCGUCACUUAAGCAAACGUCAGCUUGUGAUGCCGAUAGCUUUCUUUGAAUCCACAAGCAAAAUAUAAUUAUGCUAAGGUGCAGCGAGAGGAAAGAGUAUGCUGUGUUUCGAGUUCGUAGACAAAGGACAAAGAGUUUUUGGUUAUUCCUCGUAUAUGGGAUGGGAAGGAUCGUUUAGAACCCUUGAACAAAAGUUGUCACGCGUCGAAAUGCUUAGCCUACAAGAGAUUGGUCAGUUCACUCCACCUGGAGAUGUCUUUCACGUCUAACGGGUAUGGAGAUUGUUAAACAUCCAUUACCUCGACUCUGCAGGCCAUUUGUUCGACUGCUUCUGCGGUUUUCAACGAGAUUUGUUUGUGAAAUGCAGGCUCCUCACUGAUUAUCUCAGCUUUCACCUCUAUCUAUGCUGUCCGGUCGGAGCCAUCUAGUUGCAACUAUACCGAUCCUCCUCGCCAUUACUCAAAAUAAUGUGCACAUGAAUUCAAAAUGAGUGCCCAUGUCAAACGCAUCUUUGCGGCAAUAAAGGUUGGGAUUUUUACAAAUCAAGUGUUUGUACGCCGAAGCUGUUUUAUGCAGCCGAAACUGCCAGGAUCUGUGGGGGAAUCUCCGUUACACCACUUUCCUUUGCACAUGAAGACCGUAGAGCAUGCACCAACAUGAUCACAGUUUUUCCAACUAAGCAAAAUGCUGCUCAAGCGUAAUUACAAUGCGUAAUUAUGCUUUUAGUUCCGCGUUUCUGUUAAUGCUCCUUACACUAAUUUUUCCUUCCUUAUCUCGUGGUAUGGAACGGAUCGUAGGCACACGUCGUCAUGCGUCUCACUGCUUGUUACGUGCAUUCCACAAGCUGCCACAGGCCGCGUUCUUUUUUUUGCAAACAUCCGCUUAAGAAAUACAGAAUCUCUUCCAAUGCUUCACUGUGAUUCAAAGGCCCGGUGGUGGCAAGAACGCAGCGGCACAUUUGGAGUUUUGCGAUAAUAUAUUACACUCAACUCAAAAUUGGAUUCGUCAUCAUCAUCAUUAUACACGUUAGCUAGAAGUGUAAAACAUCUCAGCUACUGUGCGCAAUAACU